Messenger RNA from Lotus japonicus, 882 nucleotides. RefSeq lists its product as uncharacterized. The transcript has a single exon. The record is from RefSeq and is a predicted model, not a curated record. Bases 1 to 882 code for a protein of 293 amino acids. Lineage: Eukaryota; Viridiplantae; Streptophyta; Magnoliopsida; Fabales; Fabaceae. Gene Ontology annotation, molecular function: RNA-DNA hybrid ribonuclease activity; nucleic acid binding.
AUGGCCCAAAAUCCUUCUUGCCCAGUUUGCAACAGAGGUAGAGAAACUGUAGUUCAUGCCCUGCUUGAGUGUGGAUGGACAAGACCCGUUUGGUUUGGAUCGCAACUACAUCUCAGUGCUUCUUUAUGUGGUGUGCAGAGAAUGGAUGAGUGGAUGACAACAAGAGUAUACCAGUUCAGAAUGGGCAAUGAUAGUGCUGACCAUUCCUUAUCCUACCUUGCCUUCCUCCUUUGGGGAAUUUGGAAAGCAAGGAACAACAAAGUCUUCAAUAGCCAUGCUCUCAACCCAACUGAGGUAAUCGUGCUAGUACAAAGCCUUCAAGGGGAAUAUUUCAAGGAGCACAUAGCUGCUAGACGCCAUCCAGAUCAGAGCCUAAGGGUCAGGGAGCAGCCCAGCUGGAAGAAACCGGGUGCUGGCCUGGUAAAGUGUAACACUGAUGCAUCCUUCAAGGCACCUGACGUCAGAUCUGCAGGAAGUCUUGUCUUGAGGGAUGAUUCUGGCCACCUUCUCUCUGCCCAUGCAAGGCUCUUCUUCACAAGAUCGCCUGUGGUGGCUGAAGCCAUAGCCCUGAGGGAUGCAGCUGUCCACACCUCUAAUCUUGGAUGCACCCAUGUCUUAUUUGAGGCUGAUGCCUUGGAAGUCAUCCAAGCAUGCAAUGGUGUCAAGCCUUGCGGGGAAAUCAGUAACAUAAUCCAAGACAUCCAGCUUCUCUCCCAAGGUUUUGCUCACUGCAGAUUCAUCUGGACACCCAGGGAAGGCAAUGAAGUGGCUCACAUAAUUGGAGAUCUAGCAAGGAAAAAACAGCUUGCUCCGAAUUGGGCAUGGGUCCUGCCUCGGCGUGUGGUGGAGGCUCUCCGUAGAGAUGAAGCUCGGGCCGGGUAG